Xiphophorus maculatus (southern platyfish) is the source of this 1652-nucleotide messenger RNA. Its product is annotated as CD34 molecule. Gene Ontology annotation, biological process: cell adhesion. Lineage: Eukaryota; Metazoa; Chordata; Actinopteri; Cyprinodontiformes; Poeciliidae. Bases 153 to 1109 code for a protein of 318 amino acids. Gene Ontology annotation, cellular component: membrane. The transcript has 8 exons. The record is from RefSeq and is a predicted model, not a curated record.
GACAGAACACAAGUAGUGCUUUAUCCAGCCUGUCCCACUCUGGGUAAGAGGAAACCCUAAACUACUCCGACUCAACCAGCUUGGCCCUAUUUCUCGUACUCUUUCUUCCCUCUCUUUUCUCUCACUCCCACGUGAGUGCACUCAGGACGAGAAUGGCAGCAUCAUCUGGACAGAGAACAAAUGGGCCCUCCACAAUGUUGGCUUUCGCUUUGCUUCUCAUCGGCCAACUUUUGAGCGGAGUCAUGGCACAGGAAGGUGUAAGAGGCGACGGGGUUGUAAACACUACUGCAAAACCUGGUACUACAAAGACAUCAGGUCAAGUGAUGGUUUUACCCACACCAGAGACACGCAAGCCUUCUCCAGAGACACCUAAACCAGAAGACAACAGCACUUCAGACACACCAACCAUUGUACCGUUGGAGAAAACAAAAAAGGAUAUGAUUCACACAAAACAGCCGGCUGUAAAUCCAAAUACGCCAGCACCCAACUCGGCCAGAGGCGACAACCUGCCUGGGCGAGAUGUCGUCUGCGUGACCAAAGAGGUUGUGGAAGAAAAAAACGCUGUUCUUGUGAAACUGAAGUCAUCCACCAAAUGUGAAGACACACAGUCAAAAAUGAUAAAGGUUCUACCUGAACUGUGUGGGGAAGAGUGUAAGCUGGAGAUCUAUCAAGAAAACAACACGGAUCACGUGCUUGUAUCUGGGAAGUAUGUAGAAGAUGAUGUGAUAGGCAUGGUAAACAAAUUCAACAAGGUCAACAUUAAGGAUAGAACUGGUGUGCACAGAGCCACUCCUCGCUGGCGGAAGAACUCAAAGUUGGUACUGGUUUCCUUACUGCUUACUGGCCUGCUGCUGGCUGGGCUGCUGACUGGAUUAUAUUACUUGAAGACGCACCGCAAGAACUCCAAAGGUGUCAGACUGGCUGAGUCUUUCCAGGUGGAUGAGGAGAACCAGGCUAACACCCUGGUAUCUGUGGCCCCGCUGCCUCAGGAGCCCACAGACAAACCUACCGCCAAUGGCGAGUCUCCACCUGAAAAUGGGACCAACCAAACCCCAACCACCAACGGACACUCUGCCACCCAGAACCCAGUGGCUGACACAGAGAUGUGAAUCAAGGAACACUCUUCAACAUCCCAUUGUGCCAGUCGCCUACUAACCUCUCUGUUCAUCUGACACAAAUUCAACUUGAAUCAAUCUCAAACAUUCACAUCUCCACCUGCUCUUACUCAACCAGCAAGACUCCAUAUGAAGAUGCAAAUGAUGACGAAAUGAUGACAGUGCCUGUAAUGUGAAAAGUUUGAGAACAUUAAUCUUUGCAGAAGUUAGCAGAAGCCUGCUCACACUGACAGAGAGACUCUGAGUUUCAUAACUGUUCUGACUUCAGUCUUAUUGUGACAAUAUUUGUAGAAUCAUGAAGUCAUGCCAAGGAUGUAUUGUUGAUAUCUGACAAAGAAGCAGAAAAUCCUUUUGUACUUUAAUCCACAAAAUGAUGCCUACCAGCUGAAAAGAGGUCUAAUGUUUUGAUUAAAGAACAGACACAUUUUUUAUGCUUGUUUCUAAGAAUCCAUUGCUGCCUUAACCUCCUGAGACCCGGGCUUUUGUUUGAUGUGCAUUUUUUAUGUCUCCUUACUAUUUGGGAUUAGUAUGACCUAA